GGCAACUUUCUCCUGCGCAGCGCCCCGCCCGCCGCGGCUCCCCAGCCCCAGGCCGGGAGGCCCAGAUGGGGGAACCCCGGGCUGGGGCCCCCCUGGACGAUGGCAGCGCCUGGACAGGAAGUGAGGAAGGAAGCGAGGAGGGCACCGGAGGCAGCGAGGGGGCUGGGGGAGAUGGGGGUCCGGAUGCUGAGGGUGUCUGGAGUCCAGACAUCGAGCAGAGCUUCCAGGAGGCCCUGGCCAUCUACCCACCCUGCGGCCGGCGGAAAAUCAUUCUGUCCGAUGAAGGCAAGAUGUAUGGUCGGAAUGAACUGAUUGCCCGUUACAUCAAGCUGAGAACAGGGAAGACCCGAACUCGCAAACAGGUCUCUAGUCACAUCCAGGUCUUGGCCCGAAGGAAAUCGAGGGAAAUCCAGUCCAAGCUCAAGGCCCUGAAUGUGGACCAGGUUUCCAAGGAUAAGGCUUUCCAGACGAUGGCCACCAUGUCCUCGGCCCAGCUCAUCUCAGCACCUUCCCUGCAGGCCAAACUGGGUCCCGCUGGUCCUCAGGCCUCUGAGCUUUUCCAGUUUUGGUCAGGGGGCUCUGGGACCCCCUGGAAUGUUCCAGACGUGAAGCCAUUCUCGCAGACGCCGUUCUCCUUGUCACUGACUCCCCCAUCUACUGACCUCCCAGGGUACGAGCCCCCCCAAGCCCUCUCACCCCCUGCCCUGCCCCCACCUGCUCCGUCACCGCCAGCCUGGCAGGCUCGGGCCCUGGGCACUGCCCGGUUACAGCUGGUGGAAUUCUCGGCCUUUGUGGAACCCCCGGAUGCAGUUGACUCUUACCAGAGGCAUCUGUUCGUACACAUCAGCCAGCACUGCCCGAGCCCUGGAGCUCCCCCGCUCGAGAGCGUGGACGUUCGGCAGAUCUAUGACAAAUUCCCUGAGAAAAAGGGGGGUCUGCGGGAGCUGUACGAUCGUGGGCCCCCUCACGCCUUCUUCCUGGUCAAGUUCUGGGCGGACCUGAACUGGGGCCCGAGUGGUGAGGAGGUGGGGGCCGCUGGCAGCAGUGGUGGCUUCUAUGGUGUGAGCAGCCAGUACGAGAGCCUGGAGCACAUGACUCUCACCUGCUCCUCCAAAGUCUGCUCCUUUGGCAAGCAGGUGGUGGAGAAAGUGGAGACGGAGCGCGCCCAGCUGGAGGACGGGAGGUUCGUGUACCGCCUGCUGCGCUCGCCCAUGUGCGAGUACCUGGUGAAUUUCUUGCACAAGCUGCGGCAGCUGCCCGAGCGCUACAUGAUGAAUAGCGUCCUGGAGAACUUCACCAUCCUCCAGGUGGUGACGAACCGAGACACCCAAGAGCUGCUGCUCUGCACCGCCUACGUCUUCGAAGUCUCCACCAGUGAGCGGGGCGCCCAGCACCACAUCUAUCGCCUGGUCAGGGACUGAAGGGGGAACCCCGAAAGUGGCUUCCCCCAGAAUGGACCCCCAGCUUGCCUGAGGCCUCUUAUUUGGAGAGGGGGCUGCUCCUGUCGGAGGGGACCUUGCAAGCCGGGCUGCGACCGAGGGGAAGGGAUGGAUCCUGAUGUUGGGACCUCAUGGGUGUGGAAGGACAGGUCACUCCAGAGCACCAGGGACUGGGGACCGGGUACCCUGAGGGCACGCCUCUGUCUCUACCAGGGGCCCUCACCCAGCUCCCUCUGGAUGUUUGGGAGAGCCCUACUUACGUAUUGGCUUGUCCUCUCUUUGUUUUUCACCCCUUCUUUUCCCAAUCUGCCUCCCCUUACCACCCCCCUGCCCUGUGACCCCGACAUCAAAUACUGAAGGUUAACCCUUUCUGUGCAGGGCCAGGUGGGCCCUGGAAAUUUUUUUUUUUUUAAUAUAACAGAUAUUUAUAAGUGGGUGUUAGGGUCGUGACUUUUUUCUCAGCUGGGCAAGCAGUGUGUGUGUGUGGGGGGGAAGGGGGUAGCUUUUUAAUGUCUCCCCUCUUCUACCUGAGCCAGCACUAGCCUGAAUUGUUCGCCACCAUCCCUCCCGCCCCAAAUUGUGUUGGUUUGUGUUUUGACAGAGGAUAAAGCUAUUUUACC
Messenger RNA from Myotis davidii, 2059 nucleotides. It is a transcript of the gene TEAD2, whose product is annotated as TEA domain transcription factor 2. The transcript has 12 exons. Gene Ontology annotation, cellular component: transcription regulator complex. Gene Ontology annotation, molecular function: DNA-binding transcription factor activity, RNA polymerase II-specific; RNA polymerase II cis-regulatory region sequence-specific DNA binding. The record is from RefSeq and is a predicted model, not a curated record. Gene Ontology annotation, biological process: embryonic organ development; regulation of transcription by RNA polymerase II; hippo signaling. The coding region runs from base 66 to 1421 and encodes 451 amino acids. Lineage: Eukaryota; Metazoa; Chordata; Mammalia; Chiroptera; Vespertilionidae.